CGCUUGCUAAACUGAGGAAACCGACAGUCGCCUGGCGGCCGACUUCCGGCCUUGAGGCGACGUCGCCGAGACGGAGUCGGGCGGGGGUCUCCCGGCCCGGCCUUCGGCGGCGUGAGGAAGCGAGCGGAAGACCAUGCAGGAUCCAAAUGAAGAUACAGAAUGGAAUGAAAUCUUAAGAGAUUUUGGCAUUCUUCCUCCAAAAGAAGAACCAAAAGAUGAAAUCGAAGAAAUGGUUUUACGUUUACAGAAAGAAGCAAUGGUUAAGCCAUAUGAAAAGAUGACUCUUGCACAAUUGAAAGAAGCUGAAGAUGACUUUGAUGAUGAAGAUAUGAAAGCUAUUGAAACAUAUAGAGAAAAGCGGUUAAAGGAAUGGAAAGCACUUAAGAAAAAACAGAAAUUUGGGGAGUUAAGAGAAAUUUCUGGAAAUCAGUAUGUAAAUGAAGUCACAAAUGCAGAAAAAGAUGUGUGGGUUAUAAUUCAUCUCUACAGAUCAAGCAUCCCAAUGUGUAUGUUGGUUAACCAGCAUCUUAGUCUCCUAGCAAGAAAGUUUCCAGAAACUAAAUUUGUUAAAGCCAUUGUGAAUAGCUGUAUUCAGCACUACCAUGAUAAUUGCCUGCCGACAAUUUUCAUUUAUAGAAAUGGUCAGAUAGAAGGAAAAUUCAUUGGAAUUAUAGAAUGUGGAGGGAUAAAUCUUAAGCUGGAAGAACUUGAAUGGAAGCUAGCAGAAGCUGGAGCAAUACAAACUGAUUUGGAAGAAAACCCCAAAAAAGGCAUUGUAGAUGUGAUGGUAUCUUCAAUCAGAAACACUUCUAUUUAUGAUGACACUAAUAGUUCAAACAGUGAUAAUGAUGAUACCAAAUAGAGAACUUUUUAAUAAAUAGCUUUUAACUAUUAAGUUUGCUACUGCCUUUAUAAUCAAAUAUAGUUUAUUUUCAUUUUUAUAUUUAUAACUUUAUGCCAUUUUAGAAACUCAGUUAUUUUCACUAGAAUAUUUAUGACUUCUAACAAAAGCAGAAUUUUUGUUGACCCUUGAUAAUUUCUUGUGCCGCACCCUUUUGUGAACUCACAUUAGAGAAAAACACACAUUUUGUACCUUCUGUGUUGCUUAUAAACCUCCAAAUAGUCCCAUGCAUGAAAAUUAUGAAAAAGAACAGUCACAUUUCAUUUAAGUUGGUAAAUUUAAAAGUUUAUUAUUU
Messenger RNA from Sorex araneus (European shrew), 1196 nucleotides. It is a transcript of the gene PDCL2, whose product is annotated as phosducin like 2. Lineage: Eukaryota; Metazoa; Chordata; Mammalia; Eulipotyphla; Soricidae. Gene Ontology annotation, cellular component: cytoplasm. Gene Ontology annotation, biological process: protein folding. The record is from RefSeq and is a predicted model, not a curated record. The transcript is spliced from 6 exons. Bases 134 to 862 code for a protein of 242 amino acids.